AUGGUCUUACUGAGUGUUAAGGGUACGACAUUUCCCGAUGAGUUUGUCUACGAAUGCACAGCUGCUACAGCCAUUUACCCUGAUUUAGCUAGGAACCUUUGCCACAUUCAAAAUAGCCGUCACCUAGUGAAGUUGAUACUACUUUCUGCUCGUGAGUUGCUCGACGAGGCUAGGUGCAAGAAACGGGUGGAGGUAGUUGAUGAGGGUCCUGGGGAUGGUGGUGCCAAUAGCUACUCUGCACUUUUAACGGAGUACGGCGCCAUAAUCGAGUCAACCAGUGCGCGGCUAAAGGACAGGGUCGUGCCCGUCAGUUUAGAGGAAUUUGAUCAAUAUGCCGACCGUUUGCGCGAGCUGACCGAACGGCUGUACCCCGAGGAGUGCUGUGUUCCAGAGGGUGGGCGGAGUGCCGCAGUGGAUCGGCUCUAUCAAUUGCAUGAUGACCCCAACCUUGAUGAGGACCGCCGCCUCGCUGUUUACCACUGCCGUGCCAUUCUGGACCCCCAGUGGAAGUCACAUGAGCAGCAGAAGGAAGACAAGGCAGGUCUGUGGUUCUGUGGGAAGUUGAUGGAGGACACUAUCGCAAGAUACUCUGGCAAAAAUGAGAAGAGCCGGCUGACGGUUAAAGUGCAUCCAAAGGACAGUGUUCCCCCAAGCACGGAGCCGAGGAUAAGUUACGAUGACCAGAGAGCGUUGUAUGAACGGAUGCGCACAAGGCGUGAAGAGUACAAGGGACUUGAGGAGUCGGAGUUGCGUGAUCGUGUGGUGGCUCAGGCGAGGGGGAAGGUAGCAUUAACCGCUCCGGCCGCCGCCUCUCCCGCUAUGUCAAUGGAUUUGUCGCGGCUUCGACCGAUCUGUCCCAAGCGAGAGGAACAUGAGGUGAAUUGA
Trypanosoma brucei brucei TREU927 is the source of this 885-nucleotide messenger RNA. RefSeq lists its product as hypothetical. Gene Ontology annotation, biological process: regulation of cilium movement. NCBI's taxonomy places the organism in Eukaryota, Euglenozoa, Kinetoplastea, Trypanosomatida, Trypanosomatidae. The coding region runs from base 1 to 885 and encodes 294 amino acids. The transcript has a single exon. The record is from RefSeq and is a predicted model, not a curated record.